Molecule: messenger RNA, 1958 nt
Organism: Chiloscyllium plagiosum (whitespotted bambooshark)
Lineage: Eukaryota; Metazoa; Chordata; Chondrichthyes; Orectolobiformes; Hemiscylliidae
Product: alpha-N-acetylgalactosaminidase
Biological process (GO): glycoside catabolic process; oligosaccharide metabolic process
Cellular component (GO): cytoplasm
Molecular function (GO): alpha-galactosidase activity
Source: RefSeq, a predicted model, not a curated record
UUCCAAUUGACAAUACAGCUCUAGCUCAGUGUUUCCUCAGUAUUGGCUGCAAACUUGAUCAUAUUUCUGGAGUGGGACUCGAACACAAGCCAUUCAUAUGGUUGGUGUGUGUGUGUGUGUGUGAGGUUUGUGCAGAGUAAACACCCUGCAGACCUGGGAAAGGGUUAAAGUUUGAUCCUGGCUGGGUAGCAGCUGUAGGGGGCAGUGUUGGUGGAGGUUUGCAGCUGGUUGCAGCGCCCCAGCUUGUGGUUCUGAGGGAGCUGCUCCCUCCCGGUGACGUCAGCGUUUGGUCGGACGCUCAGGGGGCAAAUGGCUGGGUGAUCAUGUGACCCAGGUCAGGUGACUGCCGGGGACUCACCAGACCCGGAAGUUGCAAGUUUAUCCAGAAACUGCACUUUCCAGGAACCAUCAGGAGCCAGGUCGAAGGGAUUUUGUUGUUGGGGAUGAAGAUACUCCCAAUAUUCCUCGUGAUAUUACUCUCCAGCUGUGGCCACUCAUUGGACAAUGGCUUAAUGAGGACCCCGCCCAUGGGGUGGUUGGCAUGGGAACGCUUUCGCUGUAACACAGACUGUGACAAUGAUCCUGAAAACUGCAUCAGUGAGCGCCUGUUUAUGGACAUGGCUGACCGGUUGGCAGAGGACGGUUGGAAGGAGCUUGGCUAUCAGUAUGUGAACAUUGAUGAUUGUUGGGCAGCAAAGGAAAGGGACUCAGAAGGGCGGCUGGUGGCUGAUCCCAUCCGAUUUCCCAGUGGAAUCAAAGCUUUGGCUGAAUACGUCCAUGCAAAGGGCUUGAAGCUUGGUAUUUAUGGAGAUCUGGGCACCUACACCUGUGGUGGCUAUCCAGGCACCACACUGGACCAGAUUGAGCUGGACGCUCACACCUUUGCUUCUUGGGGAGUGGACAUGCUGAAGUUGGAUGGCUGCUACUCCAAUUCCUCUACCAAGGCUCUGGGCUAUCCGUUGAUGUCAAAGGCUUUGAACGCCACAGGCCGUCCAAUUGCUUUCUCGUGUAGCUGGCCAGCUUAUGAAGGAGGUCUGCCCCCUCUGGUGAACUACACAUUGCUGGGAGAGAUCUGCAACCUGUGGAGGAACUACGCUGACAUUGACGACUCGUGGGAGAGUGUUCGUGGCAUCAUUAACUGGUACUCGAGGCACCAGGACGUGCUGCAGCCCGUGGCUGGCCCAGGGAAGUGGAAUGACCCUGACAUGUUAAUUAUCGGGAACUUCGGCCUGAGUUAUGAGCAGUCUAAGUCCCAGAUGGCUCUCUGGGCCAUUCUCGCUGCUCCCCUCUUUAUGUCUAAUGAUUUGCGGGCGAUCACCUUGAAGGAAGCUUCCAUCCUACAAAACAAGCUGCUAAUCAGGAUUAGCCAGGAUCCACUGGGAGUGCAGGGCCAAAUGCUACUGAAGGGUAAGAACAAUAUCGAAGUCUGGAUGCGACAGCUUUCCUCAUCAACUAUGGCACUGGCUUUCUUCAGUCAGCGCACUGACAUGCCUUAUCACUACACGACGUCUCUUGGCCAGCUCAACAUCACUGCCCCUCAGCUGUUCUCAAUGCAGGAUGUUUAUUCAGGGCGGGUCCUGCACCAGCUGGAGAUCGACACCAAGUUCACUGUCACCAUCAAUCCCAGUGGAGUCGUGAUGCUGUUUGUGUAUCCGGAGAUGCAAUUAGUACAGGAUUGGGACAAGAGAAGGCCGGAAUUCAGCCUCUUGAAACUGUGAAGAGGUCUUCAUUACCUUUAGCAACAGCUAUAGACUUUAUUUUUCUCAGGCACGUUGACACAAUGAAUGUCUGUUUUAUUCUCAAAUUGAAAGCUCAGUCAUGCAAGAAGGGUAUACCCAAUGCCUUCUCUUUUCAGAGUUUUGUGGGCGUUAUUUUGUACUUUUACACCCAAUUUAGUUUACUGUGCUUUGUGGAUGAUGGGAUGCCUGGAAUUUGAGGGACUAAAGCAUCAGCUAGUU